Molecule: messenger RNA, 1107 nt
Organism: Alternaria novae-zelandiae
Lineage: Eukaryota; Fungi; Ascomycota; Dothideomycetes; Pleosporales; Pleosporaceae
Exons: 4
Coding region: 1-1107 (368 amino acids)
Molecular function (GO): oxidoreductase activity
Source: RefSeq, a predicted model, not a curated record
AUGGCAGCAUUCCAUCUUGGGGCGCUGUAUGUCCUCUUCAUCUCACUGUCCGUACUACAAAUACUCUGUGCAGCAGACGCAGUUGGUGAUCUGCAGACCAAGGGCCGAGCAGCCAUCGACGCCGCCAUUGCCAACUCAACAACGUGUACCAAAGACAAACUCCGCGUACGCCGAGAAUGUAUCAGCGCCUCGGAAAAGCGCGCCUACAUUGCCGCCGUCCAGUGCAUAACCAAAGCGCCCUCCAAGCUCUCUACCGUGUACCCCGGCGCCAAAUCACGGUUCGACGACUUUGUAGCAAUUCAUAUGAAGUACACGCUCUCAAUCCAUGGCACAGGGAACUUCCUAUCCUGGCAUCGAUACUACACGUUUGCGUAUGAGAACGCGUUGAGAGUCGAAUGUGGCUACAAUGGUACCCAGCCAUACUGGGACUGGGGACGAUGGGCAGCCAGCCCAGAGACUAGCCCGAUUUUCGAUGGCAGCGACACGAGUAUGAGUGGCCAGGGCGAAAAGGUGCAACAUAAUAGCAAUGGGUUGAAGCCGGCUGGCAACGGGGGAGGAUGUAUUGCUAGUGGGCCGUUCAAGGGUAUGAUGGUUAACCUGGGACCGCUGGCAGCAAUGGACAGUCCGCAGGCUCCACGUAAUCCACGAUCAGAUGGCUUUGGGUACAAUCCUCGGUGCAUCAAGCGCGAUAUCAGCAACUACCUUACGCAACUGUACGCGACGACAGAUAAGACUGCUGCUUUGAUCACAAACAGCAGGACUAUUGCAACAUUUCAAGAUGUUAUGCAAGGAGCGACGGGUGUCCACGGGGCGGGACAUUUCACGGUUGCUGGUGACCCGGGGAGUGAUUUCUAUACUUCGCCUGGUGACCCAUAUUUCUACCUUCAUCACGCCAUGAUCGACCGUGUAUGGUCUAUUUGGCAGAGCCAAGACUAUCCAAACAGGCAGCAGGUUAUCGCAGGUGGCACGUCAAUGAUGGGCGGUGGGAGGGCGCAGAGUUUGGAGGAUACUGUAGACCUGGAGGUGUUGAAUGUAGACGGCAAGGCAUAUAAGAUCAAGGAUUUGGUUAGCACGGUUGCCGGACCGUUCUGCUACGUCUACGAGUAG